AUGGUGACUGCAACAUGGGUACCUGUUUCCUCCAGUACUUUGGUAAUAUCUCGUCUUCUUCCUAAACGAAGUGAUUUUCGCAAUGGUGGCCCAUAUCUUCUCCGCCUACCUUCGAGGGGAUUCGCACCUGCACGGGCCUGUUCCGUUGACUGUGAUAAGGAUCAACCGUCGUCUUCCAAAGAGAAUAACCCGGUGGCUGCUGUUCUGAGCAUCCCCCGCACAAUUUGGAGUCGAAUACUGAAUCCCCUGAGCGACUUUGGGUUUGGCCGAAGGAGCAUUUGGGAGGGCGGCGUGGGGCUGUUUAUUGCUUCUGGAACCGUCCUCAUGGCUCUUACUCUGGUUUGGUUGAGAGGUUUUCAAUUGAGAUCUCGAUUCAAGAAAUAUCAGGUGGUUUUCGAGUUUGCUCAGGCGUGUGGCAUCUGCUUGGGAACACCAGUGAGGAUAAGAGGGGUGACUGUAGGAACUGUUGUUCGUGUCCAUUCAUCUUUGAAAAGCGUGGAUGCAGUAGUUGAGGUUCGUACACAGUGGCUUUUUAAUUUCCUUUUUUUCUUUGCUGUUGAAACUAAUAGAACAAUUUUUCUAUCUAUAAAAUGUUGUUCGCUCGAAUUCAAGAAUAUCCAUCUCUGGUCCGGGAAAAUAGGCGAGGGGCAGAGGCUUAGGUUGGAAAAAGUUGUAAAUGCGUCGCUAUAUUAGAGUAAAUUGGAAGAAUUUCAGGUAAAGAGAAGUAUUCAAUUUAUUGAUCUGAUGCUCCCUCUUUCUUUUUUUAUUUUUUUUCAAAUAAUUAGGCUUUCAACCUUUAUAAAAAAAAAAAGAGAGUGGGGAAUCAAAUAAAAGGCUGCCUAUCAUGUAGGAUGGGCCCUUGCUGAUGAGAUGCACAAGCACAUGGUAAAACUAUAUGCACGCAUCAAAAAAAAAUUAUUACUUAAUGUAUAAAAUAACUGAAACAUUGGUACAAUCUUUGAAAUUCGUCUGAUCAAACCUUCUGAUCAUGUGGUAGUUUUAGUCAUUCAAGUUAAAAGUCUUGUUUUUAAGUCCAACAUUGCUGUAUGACAUAGGAGCACUGGAGAAACUAAUCGUAGAGUUUUAGUCGCCUCUGUAGUCCAAUUGCCAUGGCAGAAAUGGAGAGAUUUAGAUUGCGGUAAUUGGUUUCUUUUUCUUUCUGGCAAUGGAACCUGACUUCUAUCAUUUUGCCUUUACAGGUAGAAGAUGAAAAGGUUAUUAUUCCUCGAAAUUCGUUGGUCGAGGUGAACCAGUCUGGACUUCUUAUGGAGACUAUGAUCGAUAUUACUCCCCGAGAUCCACUUCCAGGACCGUCAGCUGGUCCUCUCGAUGAAGACUGUCAUAACGAAGGCCUGAUUGUUUGCGACAGGGAAAAGAUCAGGGGAAAGCAGGGGGUAAGCUUAGAUGAGUUAGUGGGGAUAUUCACCCGUCUGGGAAGGGAUAUGGAAGAAAUAGGUGUCGCCAGAAGCUAUGCAUUGGCUGAAAAAGUUGCAUCAAUUGCACUGGAAGCACAGCCCCUCAUCUCAAAGGUAUGAACAUCUUUUAUUCUCUCUUUAUCGUAUCUUUUUUGUGCCAUCGUCUACACUAAUAGGGAAAAUAUCUGGAUUUCUUUUUCACUUACAUGUCAUUUUGGCCAUGCAUCUUGGCCGAAUUCGCGAGUAUCAUCAAUGCUGAUCUAUCCAUCUACUAUAUAUAUAUAUAUAUAUAUAUAUAUAUAUAUAAAUAUCACAGUGGCCACGCCCUUCGCAAUUUCUAUAUUCUCUGGCUUUAGCUGACAUUCUCCUUACCUUGAUGCCUGCGCAUGAUACAUAAUAUGUGAGAAGUGGGUGGCGCAUUUAUCUUUCAUUCACACGAGUGUCUUUGGUGGUCUACCUCCCACAUGUAGCAUGUGAUGUAACGUCUUGCUUAAUUGCAAGAGGAAAAUGAGUCAACGUGAUCACUUUGUGAUCCAUGAGAUGUGAGGCGCAUUUUUAAAUGGAUGUGUGUUGAGAUGAAGGCAAUUGGGACAAGCAAGAAGGCUUCUACUCAUGCUGGGGGAACUCUUUGAAGGGAGGAAUCCUGAUGGUCCAUUGACUUGACAUACGAAAAAUAAACCCAAGGAAAUCAGUUUAGGCCUGACCUUUUGAAAUGACCAGGGGUUUCUCUGUGAUGAGGAGAUAAGUGCUGCCUUAUAUCUCGUAAGAAUGAGGAUCAGAGAGAAAAGAUGGGAUGCUCACCUUCACUGAUGGUCACUGACGAUUUCUUCCACUCCUCACCAGCAGCUUUUGACUCUUUGGCAGGUGCUCCUGUCCGUUGCUUUCUCUUUCAACUCCAUUCUUACGCUCGACUGUAUUUAUGUGUAUACAUAUAAUAAUGAAAAGCAGAAGAUGAUGUGUGAUCCAAAACCCUUUUUCUUUUUCUUAUGACAAAAGGCAAUCAGAAAAUUCAUGGAUUAAUGGCUUGCGGCUUCAGUGGACCAGGGUCUUGGCCUAGUAGCCUGGGUCCGGCUAAAAGUCGAUGAAUAGUCUCUGGGCUGGACAGACAUGGACUUCUAUCAUUGGCCUGACCAAACCACCCACAUUGGCCUGAUUCUAUCAUUUUGCCCUCGUUUUGUCCAGAGUGGCCACCCAAUCCCGUCGACUUGUUUCCCCAAUUUCUGAUACUAAACUAGUCCAAUUUUUUUUCUCUGGUUAAAAAACCAUCUUAGAACCCAAUCAGGAGAUGAGUUUCCUUACCCACAACCUCAUAAAUAAAUAAUUAAAUAAGCUUUAAAGAAGGAUGCGAGUUCUCUGAGCUUAUUCUCUCGAAACAUGGUUUUAUAAUCCGUAUGUUCUUAUGCAGCAAUUGAACAUCAUCGAUAUUAAUGUUUCUGAUGUAGUGGGGUAACAGAUUGAAGCCAUGCUCGAAGAUGUACAGCCCAUGCUUUCCGAGGUUCGCAGCAGUGAGCUCCUGAAGGACGUUCAGAGCUUGACCAGAACGCUUGCCGAUGCUACUCAAAAUCUGAGGUAAGAACAGGGCCAUCUCGCUCAAAAAAUCUUCAUAAAAUAACGAAGAACACGAAGAGAAAGGAGAAUCGAUCUACAUUCAUUUUUCUCUUCCUGUCUCCUGUAGAACGGCGCGCUCGUCCAUGAUAACACCGGAAAACACUGAUCUUCUCAGAGAGUCCAUCUCCACGCUAGCGGAGACCCUGAAGAACAUUGAGGUGUGGUGCUUCUUCUCUCAGGGUUACCCUCUGAUACCGAGUGCUUGGUUCAUCUGUUUGCCCUAAAUUCUCCCGAAUCGCAGGGAAUUACCUCCGAUAUCUCUGCUUUCACCGGCGAUGAGGUUACCAGGAAGAACUUGAAGCUGCUCAUCAAGUCCCUCAGCAGACUCAUAUAG
This is a messenger RNA of Spirodela intermedia, 3357 nucleotides long. Lineage: Eukaryota; Viridiplantae; Streptophyta; Magnoliopsida; Alismatales; Araceae. The record is from the annotation of a GenBank genome assembly.